AUGUCGUAUAACCACCACCAGCCCCAGCUGUCGAUAAAUUCCGUGCAAUCCCUGGUGGAACCAGUUACACCGCCACCUUUGGGACAGAUGAACAACAAGAAAAACCAUCAAAAGACUCAGUCGCUGGAUUUGUCAGGGUUCAACCAAUUCAUUAACGCACAGUCGCCACUGGUACCAAUAGACCCCACUACUUCUGUUUUACAACUAGGCAUUGCGCCCACGGCUUCCAGCUAUAGCAGCAACUUGCCGCUGAUUGAUGAAUUUGCUAGUUCUGGGAACGAUGGAGCCAGGGCGCCUACUCUUGCUUCUGCCUCUGCCUCUGCUUCUGCCCCUACCUCGAAGAAAUCUAAAGCCACUGAAAAGAAGGCGAGGGCUGGUUUUGUUACGGAUGCAAAGGAGGGCGUCCCGUCAAUGAAUGAAAUUAUGUCCACACCUUUGAAAGACUUGGAUUACGCGAAAUUGGCUACGGACCAGUUUGGUUGUCGAUUUCUACAGAAAAAAUUGGAGUCCAGUUCCAUCGAGGAGUCGAAUCUGGUAAGAGAUCUUAUGUUUGAGCAAGUCAAGCCAUUCCUCCUGAACCUGAUUCUCGACCCGUUCGGUAACUACUUAAUCCAGAAAUCCUGUGAUUUCCUUACCGUCGACCAGAGAACCGUUUUGAUCGAAUCGAUAUACCAACACGUUUUCAAGAUUUCAAUCAACCAGUACGGUACUCGUUCUUUGCAAAAAAUAAUAGACACCGUGGACAACGACCAACAGAUAAAUCUGAUUGUGAAGGGGUUCUCCCCGGAAUUCACACCUAUCGAGCAAGUCGUCACAUUGAUCAACGAUUUGAACGGCAACCACGUGAUUCAGAAAUGUAUCUUCAAGUUCCCCUCGUCCAAAUUUGAUUUCAUCAUCAACGCCAUAAUCAAAAACAACAACAUUAUCACAAUCUCUACACAUAAACAUGGUUGUUGUGUGCUUCAGAAAUUACUGAGUGUAUGCACUCUACAACAGAUUUUUAGCAUAUCGGUGAAAAUCAUAGAAUUCCUACCGGGUCUUAUUAACGAUCAGUUCGGGAAUUACAUCAUUCAAUUUUUGUUUGAUAUCAAAGAACUUGACUUCUUUCUGUUGAACGAGGUUUUCAACAAACUAGCCAACGAACUGUGCCAACUAUCUUGUUUGAAGUUCUCAUCAAACGUUGUUGAAAAAUUCAUCAAGAAACUGUUCGGCAUUAUCACCGGGUUCAUGCAAGGCGAGUAUAUCCCCAACGUUAAUGAUGAUAUAGUCAACAACACGAUGAACAUAUUACUGGCUAUCAUUGACAUUUUUACAACAAAUCUCAACGUUUUGAUAAGGGACAAUUUCGGAAAUUACGCCUUGCAAACUCUACUGGACGUCAAGAACUAUAAUAUGAUGUUAGAUUACCCAGACAACAACAGCGCUAGUUUUGCUCUUGCAAAACAUUCUGCUUUUUGUCACGAUUUUACAGUCAAAAUCACUGCUUUGGUCGCGGCCACUAAAGAAUUACUUCCAAGCAUCAAGACAACAUCGUACGCAAAAAAGAUCAAGUUAAAGGUCAAAGCUUAUUCCGAAUUGGCCGGUGUGAAUGUGUCCGACAUGCAGACAACCAAGCCACCUGCCCCCAACAACGUCGAGGCCAAGGCUACCAAUCAGCGGAAUAAUCCCAAAUCCCACCAGCGUCACUUCUCUUUGCCAGCAAACGCCUAUCACAAGAGAAAUGGCUCUGUUAACAAGCACCAGCUAACAAACGUGUAUCAAGACGUUAACCAACAUUCACAGACAUCUAUGCACCAGACUAAUCCAUCUUCUACGCGCGGAUCAAUGACCAAUAUCUUCAGCUUUCAAAACGGCUCUCCAUUGAAUUUCCAACAGCAGCAACAGCAGCAAGCCUUUACUUUGAGCUCUCCCGCAAACGGUGGAGUUCCAAACCAUUACCCACCUCAACAACCCAAUGUUGACAUCAAUCUGUCGGUACCAAUGUCUAAUCUGUCGCUGUCGGGUGCUAUGCCGUCCCAACCAUCUUCGCAGCCUUCGAUGUUCUUUUUAAACGAUACUAGCCACAUUGGUCAUAGCAGCAGUUCAAGUACUUUGUACCAGACAACCCCGAUGAUGCCAUCCACUUCGAGUGGAAGUAUUAUCAACGACGUCAACAGAUCUCCUAACUUAAACGGAAUGUAUUCAAAUAUGGCGUUUCUUUCUCCGAACCCAAACAUUAACGCUCAAGGUACAGACAUGAAUCUUUUCAUGACUACUCCGCCUCAGCGUCAAAGAAUUGUGAGCAACCCGUAUAUACAGCCAGCUCCUUUCAACAACGACAACACUGCUGGUAGUGGGAUCGGUGCGUCAAUGAUGUUUUUGGGAGAUGACGAAUUUAAAAAUUUUAAUUUCCGUUAG
This is a messenger RNA of Huiozyma naganishii CBS 8797, 2397 nucleotides long. It is a transcript of the gene MPT5, whose product is annotated as Mpt5p. Bases 1 to 2397 code for a protein of 798 amino acids. Gene Ontology annotation, cellular component: cytoplasm. Gene Ontology annotation, biological process: post-transcriptional regulation of gene expression. Lineage: Eukaryota; Fungi; Ascomycota; Saccharomycetes; Saccharomycetales; Saccharomycetaceae. Gene Ontology annotation, molecular function: mRNA binding. The transcript has a single exon. The record is from RefSeq and is a predicted model, not a curated record.